AUCGCGAUAGUAAACAGGCAGAUCCAGAGGAUUUGGAUUUGUCACCUUUAAGGAUGAGGAUUCCAUGCACAAGGCUAUUAACGAAAUGAAUGGCAGUGAGCUUGAUGGACGAAACAUCACAGUCAACGAGGCUCAAUCUCGCGGAUCAGGAGGUGGAGGCGGAGGAGGCUACGGUGGUGGUCGCCGUGAAGGUGGUGGUGGAGGUUAUGGUGGCGGUUAUGGAGGCGGUCGUCGUGAUGCAGGCUAUGGAGGUGGUCGCCGUGAAGGAGGCGACCGAGGUUAUGGAGGUGGUGGUGGAGGUUACUGUCACGCCCCGGACCUACCGGACACGUCAACAACCCGCCGUACAGUACGAAUAGUCAACCGCAGUCCAACUCAUCCAUACUAUACUAGGCGUCUUGAAUACCAUUCACACAUAGUACAUCCAUAAACAAUCAUAACGUAAAAUAUUUAAUUAAGCAGCGGAAACAUAAUUACAAAUAUUCAAGCCACACGUGGCAACCACGGGCAUACAAGCCCCCAAAUAAAUAUUCGAAAUAAUAUCCAUGAGCAUUAUUUAAAUUGUUUUCAAAACAGAAACAGGAGAAGUACGAACCCCGCCUUCCUCCUUGAAUUCCCCGAAGCAACGAGCGGUAGUAGCAAGCUCUACUCCCUACCUGAAACUG
This is a messenger RNA of Cuscuta epithymum, 665 nucleotides long. The record is from the annotation of a GenBank genome assembly. Lineage: Eukaryota; Viridiplantae; Streptophyta; Magnoliopsida; Solanales; Convolvulaceae.